Messenger RNA from Symbiodinium sp. CCMP2456, 690 nucleotides. The record is from the annotation of a GenBank genome assembly. NCBI's taxonomy places the organism in Eukaryota, Dinophyceae, Suessiales, Symbiodiniaceae.
AUGGAUGCAGCCGAUGCCGCUGCAGAAGUUGAGUCGCAGUCGCGCACAACCUGGGAGGAGGCAGCAGCCGUCUUCAGGACGUUGCCUGGAGGUGGACAAGGCCUUUCCAUCCUCGGUCACGAUGUCAUGGAGGACUGGGAAGCGCCUUACAUGGACGCUCUGGCUGCGGUGGUGUCAUCGCAGCCUGGGCCAGUGCUGGAGGUUGGCUACGGGCUGGGCUUGUCCGCUGCAGCCAUUGAUCAACGUGGCGUAGAAGGGCAUGUGAUCUUGGAGGCGAACUCGGAGGUCCUCGGUCGUGCCGAGCUGUGGGCAGAGGAAGCCACGUGCCCGACCGUCGUCCUGGGAGGAUUCUGGCAGGAUCUCGUUGGCAGCAUGACGGAUGGCACCUUCGGUGGUAUCCUCUUCGAUGCAUAUCCUCUUUCGCCCGGAGAGGCUGCUGGAGAUGGGGAGGUUGGCGCUUUCUUCGUCGAGGCAGCGAGACUCCUACGUCCCGGUGGGGUCUUCACGUUCUACUUCGAUGCAGGGCGGAACUGGAUCGAGUGCGUGCGCUCCUUCCAGCUUCAGACCCUCCCCAAGCUGCGGGAUGCCGGCUUCACAAAGGUGGAGCACGACCAAGUUGCCUGCACACCUCGACCUGGAUGCACCUAUUUUUGGAAGGAUCGCUUUCUCGUUCCGAUAGUUACUCGUUGA